AUGAAACUACUCACCACUCUCGCAGCCCUCGUGGCCACAGCAUCAGCCUUCGGCUUCCAGAAGCCCAUCGGCGCCCGGCGCUCUUACAGCGCCCACCAGAAUGCGUUGGUCCGCCGGAGCAGCAGCACCGACUACCCGCCGCAUACCAUAGACAUGCCCAUCGAUCACUUUCCCAACGAAACCCGCUACGCGCCACACACGAACGCGACGUUCAAACAACGCUAUUUCUUCGACUCCACCUACUAUAAACCGGGAGGACCGGUGUACUUGUACAUUGGUGGUGAGACGGCGGCGGAGAACCGCUUCGCCAACUUGGAAACGGGUAUCAUCAAGAUCCUUAUGCAAGCGACCGACGGCCUUGGCGUGAUCCUCGAGAACCGCUACUACGGCGACAGCUAUCCCUUCGACACCACUACGACAGAUCAACUCCGCUUUCUGUCCAACGAGCAGACCAUCGCGGAUAAUGCCUACUUCGCUCAGCACGCUACUUUCCCAGGUGUGAACAGCACACGCUCCCUCAACUCCGACGCAACGCCCUGGAUCCUGUACGGCGGAAGCCUAGCAGGCGCGCAGACGGCUUUCAGCGUGAAAACCUACGGCGACAUCCUCUGGGGCGGUAUAGCUAGCAGCGGCGUUACGAAGGUUACAUUGACGUACCCCGAAUGGUACGACCCGAUCCUCAAAUUCGGCCCGCAGGACUGCGUAAGCAGCAUCAACGCUAUAGUAGCCAAUAUCGACCACGUCUUCGCCACUGGGAACCGAACAGCUGUUCAUGUCAUGAAAGCUGUCUUUGGCCUUGAGGCCUUGACGGAUGAUAGAGAUUUCGCCAUGACUAUCGCGUUUCCACUAGGUGGACCGAUGAAUUACCCGACGAAUACUUGGCAGGAAUUGAAUUGGGAUCCCGAGCAGGGGAGUAGUGAUUUCUGGUAUUUUUGCCGUAACGUCUCCAGUCUCGACGCACCGCAUAACAUUACCCAGGUCGAUUACUCGCUCGCCCAGUACACUGGUGGUGAGCCGUGGAUCAAUCUGGGAAAAUACGCGAAUUAUAUCAAGCAAUACCUUAUCCCCAUCUGCGACGGCGCACCCAUAAACAGCGUCGAAUGCUUCGGCACGCAGAACGCGAGUUACUGGGCUAACACCACGAACUCUGGCACACGCUCGUACUUGUACACCACCUGCACGGAGGGAGGAAUCUAUCAGGUCGGACGCCCUGCACCUGGGCCGAGCUUGCUGAGUAGGGUUAUCCGUGCGAAUUAUACGCAGCAGUGGUGUACUUGGGCAUUUCCUCCUGGGGAGUAUAAUAGCAUUCCGAGCAGUCCGGAUCUGGAGAGGUGGAACAAGUAUGGCGGGUAUAACGUCAAUGCCCCGAGAUUGGCGCAUAUCGAUGGUGAUCAGGAUGUGUGGAACUAUCUUUGUUACCACUCUCCUUAUGCAGGGCCCAGGUACUCCCUCAGCCUGCCGGAAGAGGAGCUGCACCCUCAGCUCCUCAUUGCCGGGGCUGGGCAUCAUUGGGAUAGCUACGGGCUGGGCAGCCUAGCGAAUGUCAGUAGUGAGCCACAGUUCAUCCGCGAGGCGCAUUUGUGGGAGAUCAGGAGUGUGCAGCGGUGGUUGAGAGAGUGUGAGUGACGCACGUGCUUUGAUGAACUAAUCGAUGUAGUAGCUGACGAUUUGCAGGGAAUGCCAGGAAGGCCUAG
Molecule: messenger RNA, 1694 nt
Organism: Lecanosticta acicola
Lineage: Eukaryota; Fungi; Ascomycota; Dothideomycetes; Mycosphaerellales; Mycosphaerellaceae
Source: the annotation of a GenBank genome assembly